Messenger RNA from Ostrea edulis (European flat oyster), 2103 nucleotides. Its product is annotated as steroid 17-alpha-hydroxylase/17,20 lyase-like. Gene Ontology annotation, biological process: progesterone metabolic process; hormone biosynthetic process. The record is from RefSeq and is a predicted model, not a curated record. NCBI's taxonomy places the organism in Eukaryota, Metazoa, Mollusca, Bivalvia, Ostreida, Ostreidae. Gene Ontology annotation, molecular function: steroid 17-alpha-monooxygenase activity; heme binding; iron ion binding. The transcript is spliced from 11 exons. Bases 466 to 1968 code for a protein of 500 amino acids.
GGGGGGGGGAGCAAAUCUCGUAAUCCACAACAACACGAUAAGCUAGAGGAAGGCUAGCUCACAAUUAUCCACAACAAUAUAAUAAGCAUGAGAGGAAGGCUAGCUCACAAUCCACAACACGAUAAGCUAGAGGAAGGCUAGCUCAUAAUUAUCCACAACGAUAUAAUAAGCAUGAGAGGAAGGCUAGCUCACAAUCCACAACACGAUAAGCUAGAGGAAGGCUAGCUCAUAAUUAUCCACAACGAUAUAAUAAGCUAGAGAGGAAGGCUAGCUCGUAAUCCACGACAAUACGAUAAGCUAGAGGAAGGCCCCCUGUCUCAUAAAGUUGCGCCCCCUAACCGCAAUUCCUGGAUCCGCUCCUGAAUUCACUUUCAAGAUGAUAAAUGCCAGCUGAGUUUUCUCCGAAUAUAUACAGUACACGAGCUCUUUUUUUAUUUACACUGAAAAGAAAAAAAUUGAAACACGAUGAUGAUCCUGUCUUUGAACACGCAAACUGUUUUGGCGGGACUGGCUAUUGGCCUUCUGGUGUAUUACGUCAUCAAACGGAUGCGGUAUCGUCUGCCACCGGGACCAUGGUGCAUACCACUUGUUGGACAUUAUAAAGUGUACACCGCAGCCGAUAUACACAAGAAAUUCUAUGAGAUUUCAAAGGUCUAUGGUCCGGUGGUCCGACUGUCGUUUGGCCCUAUCCCAGUAAUUGUCCUUAACGAUAUUGAAGUGGUACUGGAAGCAAUGGUAAAGAAGAAGGCAGACUUCGCUGGACGACCAAAGAUCAAAUCAGGUGAGGUAUUUUCUGGUGGCAGCAAGGACAUAGCCCUGAGCAAUUACUCACCGACAUGGAAAUGUCACAGACGAGUAGCAGGCAAAGCUCUUAGAUAUUAUUUGCAAGGGGAUCUGCUUGAACAAAUGAUACAGGACAACAUGAAUAAAUUCCUGGAUGAAAUGGCACGAGAAAAAGACUCAUUCGCCUUCAAAGAUUAUGUAGAUUUGAUGGUGUUCCAUCAAUUAUAUACCAUUUGUUUUGGAGAAAAACGACCUGUUGAUGAUGAGGAGGUGAAAGCAAUACUACAGUUAGACACAGAACUGAACGAUUAUCUGGCUAAAGGAUUCCUGGAGGAUAUCAUCCCAUACAUGGAACGCAUCUAUCCUACACGUCAAUGGCAAAUGUUUGUCAAUAAGAUGAAACAAUUCUUUAAUUUCAUACGAGAAAAAUUCAUACAACACAAGGAUACGUUUGACACAGGAGUAAGGAGGGAUUUUAUCGACAGUAUGCUGAUCGCUAGACAGGAAGCAGAGAAUGAGGGGGAUGAGGCUGUCCUGGAGAAGUUGGACGAUGCAUACUUAAUUCACACAGUGGCGGACAUAUUUUUGGCCGGAGUGGACACAACCAGAUUCACAAUGGACUGGUUUGUAUAUUUCAUGACCAGAUUUCCAGACAUACAGUCCAAAUGUCAGGAAGAAAUUGACCGAGAAGUUGGUUCAGAGCGUCCGUCCAUGAAGCACCGAAACAAACUGCACUUCUUAGAAGCUUGUAUGUUCGAGACUAUGAGGCUUGGGGGUGUUGUGGGAAUUGGUGUUCCACACAUGAGUAUUUGUGAUUCACAAAUCGGUGGAUACGACAUUCCCAAAAGUACCAUGGUCAUCAUCAACCAUUGGGGGCUUCAUCACGACCCUAAGUAUUGGAAGGACCCGGAGACGUUUGACCCUUAUCGGUAUCUUGACGAAAAUGGCGAAAUGAAACCAGCAAAACCUGACAGCUGGCUUCCUUUUUCAGCAGGCCGGCGAGUUUGUUUGGGAGAAGCGGUAGCCAAACCGGAAAUUCUGUUAAUGUGCGCAAACUUGCUGCAACGAUUUGAUAUACGUCUACCAGAUGGCGUGAAACCAAACCUUGAGUAUCAUAUUUUGGGAUUUGGCGUAGAACUUCCGUCAGAGUACAAAAUCGUCGUACAGGAGCGAAUCGGAAAUUGAAGCAUUGUUCUUGUACACGCACGCACACAUUACUUAAACAAAAAUCACAUACUACACACUAUGAAGAAAUGACAAAUAUCAAUAAUUCACAAUAACAAAAAUGAUGCACUGAUAUAAAGAAUUGAGAAAAAGUGU